AUGGCCGAAGCGCCCCAGGUGGUGGAGAUCGACCCGGACUUCGAGCCGCUGCCCCGGCCGCGCUCGUGCACCUGGCCGCUGCCCCGGCCGGAGUUUAGCCAGUCCAACUCGGCUACCUCCAGCCCGGCGCCGUCGGGCGGCGCGGCGGCGAACCCCGACGGCGCCGCGGGCCUGCCCUCGGCCUCGGCGGCCGCUGUCAACACCGACUUCAUGAGCAACCUGAGCCUGCUGGAGGAGAGCGGGGACUUCCAGCAGGCGCCCGGCUCCGUAGCGGCGGCCGCGGCGGCGGCGGCGGCGGUGGCGGCGGCGGCGGCGGCGGCCGCAGCUGCCGCCACCGGGGGUCUGUGCGGCGACUUCCCGGGCCCGGAGGCGGGCUGCCUGCACCCGGCGCCGCCGCAGCCCCCGCCGCCCGGCCCGCUGUCGCAGCACCCGCCCGUGCCUCCCGCCGCCGCCGCGGCCGCCGCCGGCGGGCCGCUCGCGGGGCAGCCGCGCAAGAGCAGCUCGUCCCGCCGCAACGCGUGGGGCAACCUGUCCUACGCCGACCUCAUCACCAAGGCCAUCGAGAGCUCGGCCGAGAAGCGACUCACGCUGUCGCAGAUCUACGAGUGGAUGGUCAAGAGCGUGCCCUACUUCAAGGAUAAGGGCGACAGCAACAGCUCGGCGGGCUGGAAGAAUUCAAUUCGUCAUAAUCUGUCCCUGCACAGCAAGUUCAUCCGUGUGCAGAAUGAAGGAACUGGAAAAAGCUCCUGGUGGAUGCUCAAUCCAGAGGGAGGCAAGAGUGGGAAGUCCCCCAGGAGAAGAGCCGCGUCGAUGGACAACAACAGCAAAUUUGCUAAGAGCCGAGGCCGAGCUGCCAAGAAAAAAGCGUCCCUGCAGUCUGGCCAGGAGGGUGCCGGGGACAGCCCGGGGUCACAGUUUCCCAAGUGGCCCGCAAGCCCCGGCUCUCACAGCAACGACGACUUCGACAGCUGGAGUACCUUUCGCCCUCGCACCAGCUCGAAUGCUAGUACCAUUAGCGGGAGGCUGUCUCCCAUCAUGACCGAUCAGGACGACCUGGGAGACGGGGAUGUGCACUCGAUGGUGUACCCGCCGUCCGCCGCAAAGAUGGCUUCUACCCUGCCCAGUCUGUCCGAGAUCAGUAACCCCGAGAACAUGGAGAACCUUUUGGAUAAUCUCAACCUUCUCUCGUCACCAACGUCAUUAACUGUGUCCACCCAGUCUUCAGCAGGCACCAUGAUGCAGCAGACACCCUGCUACUCCUUUGCGCCGCCAAACACCAGUUUGAAUUCAGCCAGCCCCAACUACCAAAAAUACACGUAUGGCCAGUCCAGCAUGAGCCCCCUGCCCCAGAUGCCCAUGCAGACGCUGCAGGACAGCAAGUCGAGUUACGGAGGCAUGAGCCAGUACUGUGCGCCGGGACUCCUGAAGGAGCUGCUGACGUCCGACUCUCCUCCGCACAACGACAUCAUGACGCCAGUCGAUCCGGGGGUGGCUCAAACCAACAGCCGAGUGCUCGGCCAGAACGUGUUGAUGGGCCCUAACUCGGUCAUGCCGGCCUACGGCGGCCAGGCCUCUCACAACAAAAUGAUGACCCCCAGCUCCCACACCCACCCUGGACACGCUCAGUCGACAUCUGCAGUCAACGGGCGUGCCUUGCCCCACGCGGUAAACCCCAUGCCCCACACCUCGGGUAUGAACCGCCUGGCCCCGGUGAAGACAGCUUUACAAGUGCCUCUGGCCCACCCCAUGCAGAUGAACGCCCUGGGGGGCUAUUCCUCAGUGAGCAGCUGCAACGGCUACGGCCGGGUGGGCGUUCUCCACCAGGAGAAGCUCCCCAGUGACUUGGACGGCAUGUUUAUCGAGCGCUUGGACUGUGACAUGGAGUCCAUCAUUCGGAACGACCUCAUGGACGGAGACACGUUGGAUUUUAACUUUGACAACGUGUUGCCCAACCAAAGCUUCCCGCACAGCGUCAAGACGACAACACACAGCUGGGUGUCAGGCUGA
Molecule: messenger RNA, 2007 nt
Organism: Rangifer tarandus platyrhynchus (Svalbard reindeer)
Lineage: Eukaryota; Metazoa; Chordata; Mammalia; Artiodactyla; Cervidae
Source: the annotation of a GenBank genome assembly